This is a messenger RNA of Misgurnus anguillicaudatus (oriental weatherfish), 6846 nucleotides long. NCBI's taxonomy places the organism in Eukaryota, Metazoa, Chordata, Actinopteri, Cypriniformes, Cobitidae. The record is from RefSeq and is a predicted model, not a curated record.
CAUCAACGUACCAAGCAGAUAUACGUCAGUAAAAGAGGAGGGAUUUAUUACUCUGCUUUUCCUGUUUCAAAAUAAAGCGUGUGUCGCAUUAUCACUUUGAAGUGUAACUGUGAAUCAUUGACAAGACGCUAAAGAGGACACAAGGUAAUGGCUGAGAAGGCUGGUCCCUCUGUCAUUCUGGAUCACAAUGUAAGGGGCAAUUCUGCACUUUAUCCAGGGUCUGACCAGAAUCAUCAUCAUAUUUCUUUGGACCACUGUGUUGUCCCUGAUCAGUCAGACAGAAUAUAUAUGGACUACAAUGCCACGACUCCAGUGGAUCCAGAGGUGGUCAGAGCCGUUACUGAAGCUUUAACUGAUGCGUGGGGAAAUCCCAGCAGUAAUUACCUUCCAGGUCUUAAAGCCAAAGACACUAUUUACCAUUCCAGAGACACCAUUGCAAGAAUGGUCGGGGGGAAAGCAGCAGACAUUAUAUUUACAUCAGGAGGAACUGAGGCAAAUAAUUUGGUGUUUCACACAGCAGUGGAGCAUUUCAGAAAGAGCAUGGCUUCUUCAGAGGAAAGCACACACAUCCAGCAGCUCAAUGACAGAGACUACCUCCCUCAUAUAAUUACUUCCAAUGUCGAGCACGACUCUAUCAAAGUCACUGCUGAACAUUUGUUAAAAGAUGGCAAAGCAGAUGUCACAUUUGUGCCUGUUUCCAAGGUGACUGCACGGGUCGAGGUAGAGGAUAUUAUUGCAGCGAUCCUUCCCACCACCUGCUUGGUAUCAGUUAUGCUGGCCAACAAUGAGACGGGCAUCAUUAUGCCAAUUAAAGACAUUUGUCAGAGGGUAAAGGAAGUAAACAAACAGAGGUCUUCGUCAGCUCCCAGAAUCCUCUUGCACAGUGAUGCAGCCCAGGCUAUUGGAAAGAUUCGAGUGAAUGCACACGAGUUAGGAGUAGACUACCUUACUAUCGUAGGACACAAGUUUUAUGGCCCUCGAAUCGGGGCUUUGUUUGUGAAGGAUCCUGGAAGCCCAACCCCAGUUUACCCUCUGCUUUUUGGAGGAGGACAAGAGCGCAGUUUCAGACCAGGAACUGAGAACACAGCAAUGAUAGCUGGCCUAGGAAAGGCUGCAGAAUUGGUAAGCCAAAAUCUAGCCGACUAUGAAGCCCAUUUUUUGAAUAUCAGAUUGUACCUGGAGCAGAAGUUGAUUGCAGUCUUUGGAGAGGAUAAGAUUCAUUUUAACAGCCAUUUUCCCAGCUCAGACAUUUUGCCCAACACAUGCAAUGUAUCCAUUUUGGGAAGAGGACUUCAGGGGCGUAGAGUGCUGUCUGCAUGCAGGAGGUUAUUGGCUAGCGUUGGUGCUGCCUGCCACUCAGACAGAGGAGAUCAAGCUUCCCAUGUUCUUCUGAGCUGUGGGAUUCCGUAUGACGUGGCUACCAAUGCUCUGAGGAUCAGCAUGGGCAGAAGUACCUCUCGUGAAGAUGUGGACAUUGUCGUAGAGGACCUGAGAGCCACUGUAGAGCAACUGCAAAGAAUUAACUAGCGUUUGUCAAAAGUACAAGCUUCAAGACAGCAGAAUGUAAUAUUUAAUGUUAAACUUACUUGAUGUACAAUUUAUUUUUAAGCUAAAUGCUAUUUUUGUCAGUCCGUGAUGUAAAGAAAAUAAUAGUUUCCUGGUCCAAGCUUCCGCUCGUUUCAUAAGACAGCCACUGUUUAUUCCAGGGUUCCCACGGGUCCUUGAAAGUUUGUGAAUCUGGGGAAAAAAAUUCAAGGCCCGGGAAAGUUUUUAAAAAUAUAAAUACAUAGAUACAGGUCAUUGAAAGUGCUUGAAUCUAUUUUAUGCAAGAAGUUUUCUGACAAAAAAAUAUUAUUCCCUGUGUGUGUAGGAUAAUAUCAUAAAAAUUCUAGACUUUUUAAGCAUGCAUGCUAAACUGUUCACUUUAAAUGUUGAAAGUUGAUUCAUACCAAAAUGCUUUUUUGCAUAGUUGUGUUUGACACAUGAAAACGUCUGGGGUUACCUAUGUAACUGUUGUUCCCUGAGAAGGGAACGAGACGCUGCGUCUCCCUUGCCAUAAUUCCUGCGUCCCUGUAACGCUGUCUUUGGCAAUAUUUCAGAUAGCGAUAUAAUUCCUGGCUCCCGCGUCACCCUGUCUUUGUCGUUAAGCCUCACUAUUUGUUGAAUUUAAUAUACACAUUCAGAUGCACUUACCCCUGGAGGCGUCCCCAAAGUGUCACCGCAGUGACGCAGCGCGAGUUCCCUCGAAAGGAACUAUAACAAUGUAUCUUAAAAGGUAACACAAUGUAACCUUGCUCUCACUUGAAAUGUGUCCCCACAUUUAGUCCUUGAAUUUUAAGGGUUUUGCACCUGGAAAGUCCUUGAAAGGUCCUUGAUUUUGAAGUUAACUAAGGUGUGGGAACCCUGCAUAUCACACAUUUAAAGCUGCAGUGUGUAAUUUUUAGAAGGAUUUCUUGACAGAAAUCCAACAUAAUAUACAAAACGAUAUUAUCAGAGAUGUAUAAAGACCUUUAAUAAUGAACAGUUAUGUGUUUAUUACCUUAGAAUGAGACGUUUUUAUCUACAUACACUGAGGGUCCCCUUACAUGGAAGUUGCCAUUUUGUGCCGCCAUGUUUCUACAAAAGCCCUAACGGACAAACCAAACUUUUUUUUACUAAGUUGUCUCUGAUGAUGACAUGUUUGUUCGGUGGCGGCUACCAUAGUUUCUCUAUGUGUUUCAAAUGCGAGAGGUGAGCAGUGGACUAAGCCGUUGGUUGCACUUCGCAACCUCACCACUAGAUGCCGCUAAAAUUUACACACUCCACCUUUAAGCUAUAUUUUUAUAUACUUGCCGGUGUACAGUACAUUCUUCAAGCUUAUGACAACCCAGACAACAAUACUUUAACAAUUGAUUAAAGAUGAAUUACUUUCUGGCCAUCAGGGAUUUAGUACAGGUAUGGCGAUAAAAGUUAGGAUUUUGACUUCGAUAGUUUUACACUGCACUGUGAGUGUAUAUUAGUCUAGUUUGUUGUUUGCUUAAGGCAGGAGUUGUGGCGUGUGAAGUCAGGCUUAACAAGCGGAUAGUUUGCUUGCUUUAAACUGCUUACAUAUGGCUAUUGGGAAGUCAUGGCCAGUUUAGAGUUCAGGGUUUUUAGAUAUUUGGAGAGAGUUUGACUCUCUUGAUUUUAAAUUAAAUAUACGUAUAUAGACCAUUUCAAAUGAUGUAAACAACGCUGGUCCAGAAACACUUCCCGUUACAGUUUGUGACAGUUAUUUUUUUAUUUCACAUAUAUCAUUAUCUUCAAGAUGUUUGUUUAACUUCAGUUAAUUCAGGUUUAUAUGUUCUGUUGGUUUAUUUUAUCCCAACGUUUAUCUAGUGUUAAAAAAUGGAAACAGGAAGUGCUUCUGGACCAGUGUUGUUUACAUCUUUUGAAAUGCUCUAUAUUAUUCAAAUUCCCUUUAAGGAAAGUCGCUGCACUUUGCUACCAAUUUGCAACAUUUCUGGGUAUCUAUUUUAGUUGUACAAGACCAAGAAUGAUUUUGAUCUAAAUUGUUGAAGACUAAUAUCUUUAAAAUCACUUGCUAAGGUCAUACUUAAACGUUUUAGACUUACAGUUAUAUGUUACAGUACAUUGACGGUACCAUAACUUUAGUUUCUUAUUCCAAACUGCAAUGGUUGGAAAGUACUUACAGAGAAACAGUGAUAAUGAUGAUUGGCUGUUUUUCCUGGACGGGGAGAAUUUCCUUUGAUAGAACGGGUGUAUUAAGCACUGCUUACACACAGUGAGAAAGUCGCUGGUGGUCUGAGCGGGGCUUAAAACAGCGGACUCAUCUAACUGCAUCAAAAAGUUUUUAGAAUAGUUAUGUUUCCUGGCCUUUGCUACCUUAAAGCUGCAUUUUGUAACUUUUGCCUCUUAUAUUGUCAUUUCUAUUUGAAGUCUAAAAAUUGCAUGUUACUUUACGUAUUUAUCUAUUAAAUGACUUCAAACUGAUAUUUUAUGUAAAAUUGUACAGACAGCUCAACUUGCAAAUCAUUAUUAUAAGCAUAUCUUUGCGAAUAAAAGUAAGGUAAAGUAAUAGGUUUAUACACAAAAUUUUAUUUAACUUGCUCGAUAACUCAUUUUGGUUUAUUUUUAACUAAAGUUAUGGAUUGCAGCUUUAAAAUGCUGCAUUCAUAGGCAGCUCGCUAGGUUUUGGAACUGAGCAAUUGCAUAUGUCUGUGUAAUCAAAAGCAUGUGUUUGCCUUUGUAUGAACUUAAAGAGCCCCUUUCAUGGAUUUCAACUUUUUAACUCUAGUUACAGUAUAAUGUAGCAGUUUUGAGCAUAAAAGGGAUGUGCAGAGUUACAAAGCUCACAGUCCAAUUUAAAGGAAGAUAUUCCCUUUAACCGAAGGCAUUUUUAAUGUACUACAGUAAACGCCUGAGAUGUAGUUCUACAGUUAUUUCCGUGACCUGAUGACAGGGACGUGUGCAUUUGAAUAAUGCCCGCCCACUAGCUGGUUAUACCCGCCCACUUGCUGUUGUCAGAGAGAACUGAUUUGUUAAAUAGCCCAAGUCUGUUUGCAUUGCGGAGUUAUUGAUUUCAGUAUGUCUGGAAGAAGCUGUUUUUUUAUGUGAAGGUAAAAUAAUAUUGUACAGUAUGAAGAGUAAGUGAAAUAGUGGUUACAGUUUAUGCAAUAAACAGUUGCAAUGCAAUUCAUUCGCACUGUAACCAGAAACUAUAUUUCUCCUUUUGAGAAAUCACUGCUUCCUUAAACAUGUAGAGGUCAAGGCUGGAUUUGUGCUACGUUUGCCCCUAAAGGAUUAAUCUGUUCCUAAUUUGUAGUGCUUCAGGAUCACAUUCACAACCAGUAUACAUUAUUAUGUGUAUAGUUAUUAGUUGUGUACGAUCGCAGUGCUGUUAAAAUUAUAACAAAUAGUUAAAAAUAAUUAAAUAAACUGACAUCCUAUAUGUGAAUUUUUCACGAGUAUUUGCGCCAUGUUGUCUGGAUAAUUCAGUAAAUCAUACAAAACUAUACAAUGUUACAAUCAUGCAGUGUAGUGUGUUACAUUGUAAACUUCAGAGGACUGUAAAAUAGAUCGUCUCUUGUGCGUGUACGUUAAAUUAAGCCUUUUAGCGUACUGUAGCCUGCUGUAUGUCUAAACUCAACCGCUGUUUAAACCUGUAUAGCUCUAAAUCGACAAGCAAAUGCAUAAACAAUUUGUUUUAUUCGGUGUAUAAAACGAAUGAAGCAGUUCUCGCUUACAAACUCAUUUGACAAGAGCCGCGUGCCGCGGUAAAAGUGUGAGUAAUAAGUGGAGGGAGACGGAGCUUCUAUAAACCUCAUAACACCUGAUACAUUUAUACUCAGUGCUGUGUUUCUUAAUAACGUUGUUUUUAAUUAAACAUAGCAUGCUGUGAAGACUUUAAAACCUUUCUUACUUACGAUGUUAGCGGCUGCUGUCCAUGGGAAUGGUGCUGAAUUGGUAGACAGCGAUCUUUCUGGAUCCAUAUUUCAAACAGGCAUGUUUAUACAUAUAUUCAUACUUCUUUAUAGAUAGAUUGUCUAUUCAAAGAGAGUAAAACAUAUUUUGUAUUCACUGCGCCUUUUUUGCAAGAAAGUAUUUGGCUACUUUCAUAAUAAACUUGACGUUGUACAACAACAGUAGGCGCAAAACUAUCUGCACGUUGUGUUAAAUCAUAUGCGCGACACUCAGAUAAAUGUAGUGUGUUUACACGAGAGAGUUUGGUCUGCGCUGCGGAGAACGCGUGUAUUAUAUUUUAUUUUAGCUGUUUAGAUGUUUGGUGUCUGGACAUCGACUGUGUUUAUUAUUAUGAAGCAAUUCUGCACCAAGGUUUGCCGUCAUGCUUUAACACAGUGAACGAAAGUAACAGGUUAUUAUGUGAUAGACAACUAGUCCAGUUCUCUUCAGUAGGCUACACAGCAGAGCUUCACCGAAAAUGACAACAAGUGGCCACGAUCAGACUGCUGCUCCUGUGCUCUCACUCUGUCUAAAAAGCCCCGCUGUGACAUAAAGCGGUUUUACAUUACAGACACUAAAUAUCUAUGCAGACACUUAAAUGAAGAAUUGUAAUACACUGAUUAUUUAUUCAGGGGUUUACCUUUAUUUCUGAAUAUGGAAAAAUUACAGAGGUCUGAAUUUUCGUGACCCAGUUGUUGCAGCCACAACACAGCCGAAGUGUAAUUUGGUUACAAAUUUAGCAUCGUGAAGCAUCCUGCUCGAUUUGUCCUUGGGAAGGAGUUUCUGUUAGAUUUGUUUCUUUCUGCAAACUCUCUAAAUCUGAUUCAGGCUCAAACUGCAAGGCAAUACCGAUGCAAUAGCCUACUAGAGGCAGUUUACAGAAAAAAUUGUGUUUGAUUAUCUGUACACGCAUUAGAAGCCGAAACCCGAUAUGGUAAUAGACAUUUCGAACGCUACAAGGAUUGACCAAUCACAAUCGUUUAGAAUCCCUGACCAAUCAGAGUAUACUUGGCGUUUGUGGGGGUGGGGCUUUGGAGAGACGCCCUGCAAUCAAGCGUUUUAGAGAGAGAUGUUGCAAAUAUCUAUAUUAUGAGAAAAAUACUGCGUUUUUUGAACUUUAAUUUAAACACCAGUAUUGUGGUAGAACACAACAAUAAAUAUAUAAACUUUUUUGUGGUCAUUUUAGUGGCUCUUUAAAUGCACCAGUUAAUUUGGAAGACGAUUUCAUCCCUUACUUAAAUCAUAGAGAUAUUUACAGAUUGAACGAACUCUUACUUGUGGAAUAAAAGAGAGAACACAUGUAUGUAGGCUGCUGUUACAGUGUGAUGUGAUGGAGUGUGCAUAUUCCAAAUGAGACGGAUGUAUCUGUUACCAGUACAAUAAACUACACCACCAUUACUGAAA